Molecule: messenger RNA, 342 nt
Organism: Parnassius mnemosyne (clouded apollo)
Lineage: Eukaryota; Metazoa; Arthropoda; Insecta; Lepidoptera; Papilionidae
Source: the annotation of a GenBank genome assembly
AUGCAGGGGGAAUUCGAUAACUCCAAUGAGGUUACCCUACUGGCCAUGUUUGAUGAACAUGGACAGCAAUUGGAGUGUCCAAGUCUCCCUUUAGGACCCGCACCUUCCACUGAGCCAGCACAAGUAAAUCCGCCAUUACCAGUGUCACCAUCUUCUUCGCGAAAUGUUCGUCCAGAAGUGGUCGUUGUCGUUGAGCGGUUAGAUGAGGAGACCGGCAACGAGUACUUGUUAGCGGACCAGCAUGAAGUAUAUCACGAGGAGGUGGUGGCGAGUUCGAGUGGUGGUGCUGUGCGAGGCGUGCGGUUCCCAGCGACGGCAGCAGCAGGCGGCAACGCUCUGUAG